Herpailurus yagouaroundi (jaguarundi) is the source of this 4681-nucleotide messenger RNA. RefSeq names its product protein eyes shut homolog. The coding region runs from base 290 to 4324 and encodes 1344 amino acids. The record is from RefSeq and is a predicted model, not a curated record. Lineage: Eukaryota; Metazoa; Chordata; Mammalia; Carnivora; Felidae. The transcript has 20 exons. Gene Ontology annotation, molecular function: calcium ion binding.
GUCAGGACAUCACUGUGAUAAUGGACUUGAGGAGUGCAUUUCCAAAUUGUGUGUGCAUGGAAUACACAUAGAAAAUGAACCUGACUUUGGCUCAGAAUGUUUAUGCAUAUCUGGAUUUGUGGCCUGCUCCACUGGGCUUUUUUGUGGUGCUGAAAUAAGCAGAAUUACCUGUUUACCUCUUGUCUCUCAAAGAACGGAUGUCAUUUCUACACAAACAUAUACAGUAUCUGCUUCUGACACUUCAAUCAGUAGCUUUCCAUCAGCAAGGGCUACAAGACUGUGGACCAUCAUGAAUACUAACCCAGAUGAUCCAGAUUGGACAUAUUAUACAGAUUAUCUGACCUUAACAUCUGAUUUAAAAGAAGAGCUUACAACUUCUUCAGAGUGGCCCAAAUGGGAACUUCAGCCUAGUGUGCAUGAUUGGGAAUCUUCUGCUGCAAGCCAGAGGCUUUCCAUCACUAGAUCGCUUACUUUGUCUUCACUGGAGUUCAUUCCAACACCUCUUCAGCUGACGAUUUCUGACUCCACAGAUUUCAGAUGUAUUUGUUAUUAUGGAGAUUCCUAUCUAGAAUUUCGGAAUGUGUUGUUAAGUCCACAAAGUAACGUAUCACUAGAAUUUCAUACCUUCAACUCCUAUGGACUCCUGCUGUAUAUCAAGCAAGACUCAAAUUCAGUUGAUGAGUUUUUUAUUCAAUUAUUUAUUGAAAAUGGUACUUUAAAGUACCACUUUUUCUGUGCUGGUGAAGCAAAAUUGAAAAGCAUUAACACUACCAUUAAAGUGGAUGAUGGACAAAAGUAUACACUGUUUAUCAGGCAAGAAUUUGAUCCAUGUAGAGCUGAACUGACUAUUUUAGGAAGGACUAUGAAAACAAGUGAAUCUAUCAAUCACAUAUCUGGAAAACCCUUGCCAGAAUCAGGAUCUGUCUUUAUUGGUGGUUUUCCAUAUCUUCGUGGAACAAACCAGAUUUCUGGGCCAUUGGAGAAUUUUACUGGCUGCAUAGAAGUUAUGGAAAUCAAUAACUGGGAAUCUUUCAUCCCAUCCAAGGCAGUGAAAAAAAUUCACAUUGAAAAUUGCAGAUCCCAGGAGUCCACUCUGUCUACAGUGUCUUCUGUUGCUCCUUCUAGUGCAACAGAAGGGGUUGACUCCACGUGGACCUCCCUCGGCACCCCUCCUGUAGCGCCACCCGUGUGCCAGGAGAACCUGUGUUACAAUGGAGGCACUUGUCAUCCUGUCUCCCUCUCCAGCGGUACCUUCUCAUUCCACUGUGACUGUCCGCUACAUUUUACUGGCCGUUUCUGUGAACAAGGUGCAGGUUUACUUUUUCCAUCUUUCAGUGGGAAUUCCUAUCUAGAAUUACCUUUUUUUAUAACCCUGGAUGAGUUCACAUGUGUUCCAGGGAAAGAACAUAACAGAACUGUUACCAUCUACUUGACUAUAAAAACAAACACUUUGAAUGGAACUAUUCUCUACAGUAGUGAGAAAAAUACCGGACAACAGUUUCUUCAUUUAUUUCUCAUGGAUGGAAGGCCCACAGUUAAAUAUGGAUGUGGAAGUUCUCACAAUAUCUUGACUCUUUCUGCUAAUUAUAGCAUUAACACAAAUGCAUUCAUCCCUAUCACAAUACGCUACACAAUCCCUGUGGGCAGCUCUCAGAGUGUGUGUAUGAUUGAAGUGACUGCAGAUGGAAAACCUCCAAUACUGAAGAAAGACACAGAGAUAUCCCAUGUGUCUCAGGUGCAUUUUGAAUCAAUGUACCUUGGCCAUAUCCCAGAAGAUGUUAAGAUCCAUAAGAAUGCAGGUCACAUUUAUGGGUUCAAUGGCUGCAUUCAAGAGCUUCAAGUAAACAACAAAGAAUUCUUCAUCAUUGAUGAAGCACUACGUGGAAAGAACAUCGAGAACUGCCAUGUCCCAUGGUGUGUUCGUCAUCUAUGCCACAACAAUGGCACCUGCAUCAGUGACAGUGAAAACUGGUUUUGUGAGUGUCCAAGGCUGUACUCAGGCAGGAUGUGCCAGUUUGCAACCUGUGAAAACAGUCCAUGUGGAAACGGUGCCACCUGUGUUCCUAAAUCCAGGAUAGAUUCCCUCUGCCUCUGCCCUUAUGGGAGGUCUGGGCUCCUCUGCACGGAAGCUGUUAAUAUUACUCAGCCCAGGUUCAGUGGCACAGAUGCCUUUGGAUACACUUCAUUCCUGGCUUAUUCACGGAUCCCGGACAUCGGCUUCGAUUAUGAAUUCCACUUGAAGUUUCAGCUGGCAAAUAAUCACUCAGCACUGCAAAAUAACUUAAUAUUUUUCACUGGACAGAAGGGCCAUGGGUUGGACAGCGAUGACUUCCUGGCCGUGGGUCUGCGUGAGGGCAGUGUGGUUUACACCUACAACCUGGGAGCGGGCACAGCAAGUAUCAGCAGUGGUCCCCUCGAUCUGAGCCUUGGCAUCCACACAGUCCGUCUGGGGAGGUUCUUCCAGAUGGGCUGGCUGAAGGUAGAUGAUCAUAAAAAUAAGUCCAUCGUCUCCCCAGGAAGACUGGUUGGUCUCAAUGUUGUCAGUCAGUUUUAUGUAGGUGGCUACAGUGAAUACAUACCAGAUCUCUUACCCCAUGGAGCCGAUUUUAAAAAUGGCUUUCAAGGUUGCAUUUUCACUAUUCAAGUUCGCACUGAGAAGAAUGGCCACUUCAGAAGCCUGGGAAAUCCUGAGGGCCACCCAGACGCUGGGCGCAGCAUUAGCCAGUGUGACGUUUCUCCUUGCAGUUUAAUGAAAUGCAGCAAUGGUGGGACAUGUGUGGAGAGUGCAUCCACUGUCCACUGUGACUGCCUCCCUGGGUGGAAAGGAGAUCUCUGCACGGAGACAGUUUCCACCUGUGACCCUGAACAUGACCCUCCACACCACUGUAGCAAAGGAGCAACUUGUGUUUCAUUGCCUCAUGGGUAUACCUGUUCCUGUCCUCUGGGAACCACUGGAAUCCACUGUGAACAAGCUUUAUCUAUAAGUGAUCCAUCUUUCAGAAGCCAUGAAUUAUCCUGGAUGUCUUUUGCUUCCUUCCGUAUUCAGAAAAAGACACAUAUUCAGUUGCAGUUUCAGCCUCUUUCUGCAGAUGGCAUCUUAUUUUAUGUUGCACAGCACUUAAAAGCACAAUCAGGUGAUUUUUUAUGUAUCUCCUUAGUAAAUGGUUCUGUUCAACUUCGCUACAACCUUGGUGACAGAACUAUCGUUCUAGAAACUCUCCAAAAAGUGACUACUAAUGGAAGUAUUUGGCAUGUGAUUAAAGCAGGAAGAGUUGGUGCGGAAGGCUACCUGGAUCUGGAUGGGAUAAAUGUAACAGAAAAAGCCAAUGCAAAAAUGAGCUCCCUGGACACAAAUACUGACUUCUAUGUUGGAGGAAUGCCAUCUUUAAAUCUUGUAAAUCCUAUGUCAAUAGCAAAUGAACCUGCAGGUUUUCAGGGCUGUGUCCGAGAAGUUAUUAUAAAUAAUCAAGAGUUAAAAUUAACUGAAUUAGGAGCAAAAAGUGGAGCAAAUGUAGGUGACUGUGAUGGGACCCCCUGUGGGUACAAGGUGUGCAGAAAUAGGGGUGAAUGUAUAGUAAAUGGCACAACUUUUUCUUGCAAAUGUUUGCCACAUUGGACUGGAAAUACAUGUAACCAGUCUGCGCACUGUUCAAAUAAUCUUUGUCUCCACCAAUCUCUAUGUAUACCCGACCAAUCAUUUUCUUACAAUUGUUUCUGUGCUUUGGGUUGGGUGGGAAAGUAUUGUGAAAACAAAACUUCAUUUUCAACUGCAAAAUUUAUGGGUAAUUCUUAUAUUAAAUACAUUGAUCCAGAUUACAGAAUGAGAAACCUUCAGUUCACUACUAUAUCCUUAAAUUUCAGUACUACUGAAACAGAAGGCUUAAUUGUAUGGAUAGGAAAAGCUCAAAAGGAAGAAAAUGAUUUUCUGGCAAUUGGUCUCCAUAAUCAGUCCUUGAAAAUAGCAGUUAACUUAGGAAAAAGCGUAUCUGUGCCUAUGAUCUAUAGCAAUGGCACAUUCUUUUGUAAUAAAUGGCACCAUGUAAGUGUAAUUCAAAAUCAGACUGUUAUUAAGGCCUACCUAGAUAACAACCUAAUUCUCUUGGAGGAUAUUGAUCCACACAAAAAAUUUGUUGAUUUAAACUAUGAUGGCAUUAGUUAUCUAGGGGGCUUUGAAUAUGGCCGAAAGGUAAAUACUGUUACUCAAGAGAUUUUUAAAAGAGAUUUUGUUGGAAAAAUUAAAGAUGUAUUUUUUCAGGACUCAAAAAAAAUUGAGUUAAUUAAAUCAGAAGGAUAUAAUGUUUUUAAUGGAGAUGAACAAAAUUAAUGACAUAAAUACUGGUAAUUUUGAUAUACAAAAUAUAUAUGUAACUGUAUUUUGAUAACUAUUUGUGGCACAUUGUUUACUAGAAAUCAGCUAUUUAUUAUUAACUGAAAUAGUCUAAAUGCUAACAUACCUUAUUUAUAAGCUUAUAAAAUAUAGCUAAAGAAAUGAUUUUGGUUGGUUUUCCUAUAUCCAAUAUCUAUAAACAUGUUGAUUCGAAAGUUUUCACUCCAUUAGUUCAUGUAGUGUUUAUUCAUCUGUGAAUUGGUUUUAAAUGAUACAAAGAAAAAUAAAAUAAAAAGCAAAUUAUUAACCAAAGGAAAAAUAAAAAUUAUAUAAGAAAAAAACUACACAAUCAUA